Molecule: messenger RNA, 1344 nt
Organism: Penicillium chermesinum
Lineage: Eukaryota; Fungi; Ascomycota; Eurotiomycetes; Eurotiales; Aspergillaceae
Gene: gel1
Product: 1,3-beta-glucanosyltransferase gel1
Exons: 3
Coding region: 1-1344 (447 amino acids)
Biological process (GO): fungal-type cell wall (1->3)-beta-D-glucan biosynthetic process
Cellular component (GO): fungal-type cell wall; cytoplasm
Molecular function (GO): 1,3-beta-glucanosyltransferase activity
Source: RefSeq, a predicted model, not a curated record
AUGAAGGGAAAGAUCGCAUCUCUCGCCUCGUUGGUGCUGAUCUCUGCGAAGCGCGAUAGCAUCACCCCGAUUACUGUCAAGGGCAAUGCCUUCUUCAAAGGUAACGAGCGUUUCUACAUCCGCGGUGUCGACUAUCAGCCCGGUGGCUCCUCCAAGCUUGCCGAUCCCAUUGCCGACUCCGACGGCUGCAAGCGCGACAUCGAAAAGUUCAAGGACCUGGGUCUGAACACAGUGCGUGUGUACUCUGUCGACAAUUCCAAGAACCAUGACGAGUGCAUGAAGGCACUGGCGGACGCGGGAAUCUACUUGGUCCUGGAUGUGAACACCCCCAAGUAUGCUAUCAACCGAGCCGACCCUAAGAGGUCUUACAACGACGUGUAUCUCCAAUACAUUUUCGCCACUGUUGAGAUGUUCGCCAAGUACGACAACACUUUGGCGUUCUUCUCCGGAAACGAAGUUAUCAACGACGGUCCUUCUUCCGCUGCUGCGCCAUAUGUGAAGGCGGUUACCCGUGAUAUUCGCGCCUUCCUUCGAGCUCGCAAGUUGCGUCACGUACCCGUUGGAUACUCUGCUGCCGAUAUUGACACCAACCGUCUCGAGAUGGCUGAGUACAUGAACUGCGGUACAGAUGACGAGCGCAGCGAUUUCUUUGCUUUCAAUGACUACUCUUGGUGCGACCCUUCCUCCUUCCAGAUCUCCGGCUGGGACCAGAAGGUCAAGAACUUCACUGGAUAUGGUCUUCCCUUGUUCCUUUCUGAGUAUGGCUGCAACACCAACGAGCGCAAGUUCCAAGAGGUCAGCUCGCUGUAUUCCACCGACAUGACUGGUGUUUACUCUGGUGGUCUGGUCUACGAGUACUCGGAGGAGAGCAGCAAGUAUGGCUUGGUGAAGAUUGAUGGGAGCAAGGUCAAGGAGCUUGGCGACUACAGUGCUCUGAAGGAAGCUUUCGACAAGACCUCCAACCCCCAGGGCGAUGGUAACUAUAACAGCACCGGUGGCGCCAAUCCGUGCCCCAAGAAGCAUGCGCCCACUUGGGAUGUUGAUAGUGAUAACCUGCCCGCUAUUCCUGAGCCUGCCAAGAAGUACAUGACCCAGGGCGCUGGCAAAGGUCAGGGUUUCGAGGGCGACGGCAGCAUGGAGGCCGGGACUGAAUCCACCGCUACAGCCUCCCCGGGCUCUGGGUCGUCUGUGCCUUCCAGCACGUCCAGUACAGGUGCGGCUGCUACUACUUCCGAGGGUGCGGCUGCUAGCCUCUAUGCACCCCACAUUGGACUGGCACCCCUUGUGGCCAGUGCUGCGACUGUGCUGUCGACUCUGUUCGGCGCCAGUCUUCUUCUUCUGUAA